Molecule: messenger RNA, 351 nt
Organism: Aspergillus welwitschiae
Lineage: Eukaryota; Fungi; Ascomycota; Eurotiomycetes; Eurotiales; Aspergillaceae
Exons: 2
Coding region: 1-351 (116 amino acids)
Source: RefSeq, a predicted model, not a curated record
AUGCCUAAGAAGGCCGUCCCAGAACACCACACCCUCUCCGACGAUUCCUCUUCCAUUUAUGGAUCCUCCGGCGACGAACAAAGCGAUGGUCUGUACGACGAUAGCCCACACGUAGUUGAUGAAGAUUUACACCAAUGUUACAUCUGCGGCUUCGCAUUCUACUCACGGAUAUACUCGAAUGACCGCUACACUAACGAUGCAAAUGAAGUCGGAAUGGUCAUUGAUUAUAACUCCGCCGAAUCUAUAGUUCUCUACAGUGUGAAGACUGGUAAAUGCCAGAUAUCAGGUGUUGCGAUACCGUUGGAAAAUUAUGGACCCUUCCAUGUCCCAUGGAAGAAAGCCGAUGGUUAA